Messenger RNA from Striga asiatica, 810 nucleotides. Lineage: Eukaryota; Viridiplantae; Streptophyta; Magnoliopsida; Lamiales; Orobanchaceae. The record is from the annotation of a GenBank genome assembly.
AUGGAAAAGCUCAAAGUUUUGAAAUGGGAGGAUGGUGAGAUUGAUGACAAGGAAUGCAUGAGCAAGCGAUUGAGUAAAAGCAAAGACAAAGAGACGUUUCUUGUAUGUGACUCCGAGCCUAUACAAACUAAAAGUUGUGGCAAACGUCUAAAAGCCGAUAUUUUGAUUGUUGCUAUUUUAUCUGGAGUAUUUGGAGCAAAGAUGGAUGAAAAAAAGAACAUGUUUACCUCUUCCCGAAAAUCCACGGUAACAGAAACAGGAAAACCCAAUUGUAGCCGCUGCUUCAUACUUGACGUGGGUACGCUUUCACCUUUCGCUUUUGGUGCCGGAACAGGAAAACAAUGCUCGCAGCACACCUCCCCGCAAGCGCCGGUGGUUCCAGUCUUUCUAACCCCUUCUAGACCAGCCGGCGCCGAAUCCUCCAUCCGAGCUUCACCACAUACCUCGCUCGCCAAGAUAAGGCCCAGCCGCACGCGGUCUCUCCUGGAGCUGCGCGCCGAAUCCUCCGCGCGAGCCGAACCGGGCCUGCCCAGGGAGCAUGUGAACCCGACCGUCGAUGGGGGAUGCUGUGGCAAUUGGUUUGUGCCCUGCAUCUGCAAUCCGACGGGGAAUUUAGGGAUGGGAAGAUUUGAGGGAGUUUGGGACUUCAAUCGUGCGGGGCCGAGGUCGCCGGCCGGAGGCGGCGCCCUUCCAUUGGCUCUGUUCAAUUUUUCAAAGCGUGACACUGCAGUUUUGUUCGGAAACUGCCAGAAAAUUUGCGAGCAGCAAACGGAGGACGGGAAUGGUGGUAGCGACAGCCUUUUGCCGUGA